AGAAGAAGGAGGACACGAUUGAGCAGAAAGGAGCAGGCAAAGCGCCCAAAAGGCAAUGAGCUCUCCCCAUUGUUAGCACUACUUGACCCCCCCUGACCUCUUCACGACACAGAUGUCUGCUACCUCUACCACCUCCCACCGCUUAAGGACAGCCCUCCCUCCUAUCCUGCACCUGGGUAGCUGAGCCUGGCCGUCUGCCGGCAGUGAGCUGUUUGACUUUAGAGGGAGACAAACUGACAGAGUAGAGAGACUGCAGGAGAGAAAGAGAAAUAAACAGAGUGAAGGGGAGGAGGAGGAGGAGAAGGAGAAGGAGGAGGGGAGGCAGAAGAGAUCGCAGCCUUAUGGUGGAAAUCAGCACAGAUCAGUCUCGUUCCUCCUCUAAGACAGACCCACACACCGCUUCUAAUAAAUGUCUCGCCUUUCUGCAGACCACCAGUGACAGCAGCAAUUCUUGACAUCCCAGAUCAAUCUUGCCUGCAACACCAGGAUCUUGUCACUGCUGCAAUUAGACUUCAGCUUGGAGACUCUGCAGGGUUAUUAUUAUUAUUAUUUUUGUCCCUUUCCUUUUUUUGGGUCCCCCCCCCACUCCCUGCCUCCCCACUAGGAACUGGAGGAGUUUCCUUGAAGCUGAGGGCAGCUGGAGUUGCUCACUUAGUUUUGACUUAUUCUGGACGUGGAUCAUCUGGACUUGCUGAAUUCCUUCUUUUCCACAGCACUUUUUUUUUCUCCACCCUCCUUAUUUUUUUCCCCUUCCAAUCUCCACUUGAGCUCAUCAGGGGACAGGAACUUUUAUUUGCAGAUACAAGCCUGUGGCGAAUGGUGGGAAUUUCAAGCCCUUUUCAGUAUCGCACUGAGAAGCGUUCCACAAUGCCAGACUCACCUGUGGAUAUAAAAACGCAGUCCAGGCUAACGCCUCCUACGAUGCCACCUCCACCGACCACGCAAGGAGCUCCACGAACCAGCUCGUUCACCCCAACAACAUUGACAAAUGGCACAAGCCAUUCACCAACAGCACUGAAUGGAGCCCCAUCACCUCCCAAUGGCUUUAGCAACGGACCUUCCUCUUCUUCCUCAUCGUCUCUGGCAAAUCAGCAGUUGCCUCCUGCCUGUGGCGCAAGACAGCUCAGUAAGCUGAAAAGGUUCCUCACCACUUUACAGCAGUUUGGUAACGACAUCUCACCAGAAAUUGGAGAAAGAGUGCGCACGCUCGUGCUUGGACUCGUGAAUUCUACAUUGACAAUUGAAGAAUUUCAUUCCAAACUGCAAGAAGCUACAAACUUCCCACUGCGACCCUUUGUCAUCCCAUUUUUGAAGGCCAAUCUGCCCCUGUUACAGCGGGAGCUUCUGCACUGCGCAAGGCUGGCCAAACAGAACCCAGCCCAGUACCUCGCUCAGCAUGAACAGCUGCUUCUGGAUGCCAGCACCACCUCACCUGUUGACUCCUCAGAGUUGCUUCUCGAUGUGAACGAAAACGGGAAGAGGAGAACUCCAGAUAGAACCAAAGAAAACGGCUUUGACAGAGAGCCUUUGCACUCAGAGCAUCCAAGCAAGCGGCCGUGCACUAUAAGCCCUGGCCAGCGGUACAGUCCAAAUAACGGCUUAUCCUAUCAACCCAAUGGUCUGCCUCACCCAACCCCACCACCUCCUCAACAUUAUCGUUUGGAUGAUAUGGCCAUUGCCCACCACUACAGGGACUCGUACAGACACCCCAACCACAGAGACCUCAGGGACAGAAACAGACCUAUGGGGUUGCAUGGAACUCGUCAGGAAGAAAUGAUUGACCAUAGACUGACUGACAGAGAAUGGGCAGAAGAAUGGAAGCACCUUGAUCAUCUGUUGAACUGCAUAAUGGAUAUGGUGGAAAAAACAAGACGUUCUCUCACUGUGCUGCGAAGAUGUCAGGAGGCCGACCGCGAGGAGCUUAAUUACUGGAUCAGGCGGUACAGCGAUGCGGAGGAUUUAAAAAAAGGUAGCAGCAGCAGCAGCAGUCAUUCCCGACAGCAGAGUCCUGUGAAUCCAGAUCCUGUCUCCUUAGAAUCGCAUCGGGAAUUCCUUCACAGGCCUGCUUCUGGAUACGUGCCAGAGGAAAUCUGGAAGAAAGCUGAGGAAGCAGUAAAUGAGGUUAAGCGGCAGGCAAUGGCAGAGUUACAGAAAGCAGUUUCCGAAGCAGAAAGGAAAGCCCAUGAAAUGAUCACUACAGAACGUGCAAAAAUGGAAAGAACCGUCGCGGAAGCAAAACGCCAAGCUGCAGAAGAUGCACUUUCUGUUAUUAAUCAGCAGGAAGAUUCAAGCGAGAGCUGCUGGAAUUGUGGUCGGAAAGCAAGCGAAACCUGCAGUGGCUGUAACACCGCACGGUACUGUGGAUCCUUUUGCCAACACAAAGACUGGGAGAAACACCAUCACAUCUGUGGACAGACUCUUCAAGCUCAACAGCAGGGGGAGACACCAGCAGUUAGUUCCUCUGUCACACCCAGCAGUGGCGCUGGAAGCCCAAUUGAUACACCACCAGCAGCCACUCCGCGGUCUACUACCCCUGGUACUCCAUCCACCAUAGAGACAGCUGCCCGUUAAAAAAACAUAAAAAGACAAAAAACGGAAUUGUUCCAAACUUUAAAGACAAAAAUGAAACUAUUUCCUCAUUCUCAGAUGUUCAAAGAUUUAAAACGAACUAUCCUAAAUCAGUGCUACAACUACAGUGGACUUCUUUUAUCUUGAGGUAGUAGCAGAACACAAUAGGCCAGUAACGGGUCACAAUGACUUCUUACGGAAAACAAAGAUAUCUUUUCUUUAGAAAAGUAAAAACAAAAAAGAAGAGAGCAAAGAAUAUAACACACACAAAAAACAAACAAAAAAAAAACAAAGCAAAUGCUAGAUUUGACCUCCUCCCUGGUAUUUUUCAGUAGCUGGGAUUUUAAACUAAAUGACCUCAUUAACAAAUGCUUUACCAAACAGCAAACCAAGAGAUUGCUAAUUGCUGUUGAAAGCAAAAAUGCUAAUAUAAAAAAAAAUGGAAUCACAUGCAAUGAUGGAAAUAUUGAGUGAAAACACCUCAAGGGCAUGAACAUUGGAUACAGCAGUAGACAUUUUAAUAAGGAGAUGAAUGGCGUCCGUGGGUAACUGACUGAACUUUGAAGACCCGCUAGGAGAAAAAAAAUGACAAAAAAUACACAUGUGCAGCAGAUUGGAAGGAAACACAGAUGUUCGAUUUUGUUCUGUUUCUGAAUUAAAUAAAAUAAUAUCCAGGACAAAGGAAUUAAAAACAAAGGAAAGAUGAUUUGCAGCGGGAUAUAUAACUACAGCAGCAAAAGGAAAAAAAAUAAUAAUUAAAAUGCCAUAAUGCAAAAAAAACGGCCUCUUUACAUAAAGAAAGAAUGGACGUUAUUAGAAACCUGGCACUCUUGUCAUCAGAAAUCUGUCCUAAAAAAAAAAAAUCUUAUCACCAAUCCUUCAUUUUUACAAGGUUCAACAGAGGAAGACAAUCGGGUCUAUUCCAACUCAUCCAUUAUCAUUAUUAUUUUUUUAUACUGAAAACAACAAAAUAUUAGAAAGAAAAAAAAAAGAAACAAACAUAGCAGAAGAGCGUAUACAAAGUGACUACAGCUCCGAUCCACUCUAACUGGUUUUCCAUCCCAUCUCGUUUGAUAAAAA
This is a messenger RNA of Spea bombifrons (plains spadefoot toad), 3648 nucleotides long. RefSeq names its product RUNX1 partner transcriptional co-repressor 1 (gene RUNX1T1). Gene Ontology annotation, biological process: negative regulation of DNA-templated transcription; DNA-templated transcription. Gene Ontology annotation, cellular component: nucleus. Gene Ontology annotation, molecular function: transcription corepressor activity. The record is from RefSeq and is a predicted model, not a curated record. Lineage: Eukaryota; Metazoa; Chordata; Amphibia; Anura; Pelobatidae. The coding region runs from base 817 to 2571 and encodes 584 amino acids. The transcript is spliced from 11 exons.